This is a messenger RNA of Ilex paraguariensis (yerba mate), 782 nucleotides long. The record is from the annotation of a GenBank genome assembly. NCBI's taxonomy places the organism in Eukaryota, Viridiplantae, Streptophyta, Magnoliopsida, Aquifoliales, Aquifoliaceae.
UAAUUUGUUCGAGGACUGGCAAGUCACACUUGCAGUCGAAUCAAAAGUUGUAGAGACAAGGUUCCAUUUAGCGACCUACUACUACCUUUCCUUUUCUUUUCUUUUCUUUUUUUUUUGUGAUAUUGUUACUGUUUGAUUAACCUGCCUAGUCAUGUAUAUGUGUGAUAUCUCCAAUUUAGUUCAUCAACUUAGUGUUAAUAUCGGUGCUCCCCCCCCCCCCCCCCCAACCCCCCACCCAAAAAAAACACAAAAGAAAACAAUAAAAAAAAGAAAUGAAAAAAUAUAUCCAAACUUCAUUUUGUGUUACUUUUUUAUGCUGAUGGGCAAUGCCUCCAAUAUGUGUCUACUUUUGGGGAGUUUUUGAAGCAUGGUCAGCCAUUGGUGUAUCAUAUUCAAUGAUAGUCGCCUUAAUUUAUGAGUUAGGAGCUGUACGCAUAGCAAGAGGCUGGUGUCACGUGCCAAAGCAGUUGAAUGCUCCGCUUGAGGUUGUCGAUUCGGAGAUUGCUAAUAUUAUCGAGCUCGAGAAAGCGAGACAAUGGAAGGGACUUGAGCUCUUUCCCUCGGAGAAUUUUACAUCUGUUUUUGUGAUGCAAGCAGUUGGGUCUGUAAUGACUAACAAAUACAGUGAAGGAUAUCCCGGUGCAAGAUACUAUGGUGGAAACGAGUACAUUGACAUAGCAGAAUCCUUGUGCCAGAAACGUGCUUUGGAAGCGUUUCGGUUGGAUCCUGCAAUGUGGGAAGACCGACACAAAGAAGAUAUCAGCGGUCUCUAUACUUUUUGA